This is a messenger RNA of Oncorhynchus masou masou (cherry salmon), 621 nucleotides long. RefSeq names its product CCR4-NOT transcription complex subunit 4-like. The transcript is spliced from 3 exons. The annotation marks the transcript as partial. Gene Ontology annotation, molecular function: ubiquitin-protein transferase activity. The record is from RefSeq and is a predicted model, not a curated record. Gene Ontology annotation, biological process: protein ubiquitination. Lineage: Eukaryota; Metazoa; Chordata; Actinopteri; Salmoniformes; Salmonidae. Gene Ontology annotation, cellular component: CCR4-NOT complex.
ACACGAAGAAGAAGAGAAGGUACCGCUAUCAUUACACAGAGGCUGAAAGAGAAAAAGCAAGGCGUUUUCUCAAGAGGGACAACGAGAAUUGAAUAUAAACGCUGACUGAAAUACAGUUGCAAGCUCAGAAAUAGUAUCAAUCCCUGCCCCAGUUUGGUCUGGAUAUCCCCUGGAGAGAAAUCCCAGCAAAAAUAGACAGGCCUGCGCUGCCCUCUGCCACGUGUCUCUCUCUCCUCGUCGUCUCGGAUAUCCUGCAGUCCAGAGGUGAAGGAUAUGGAUCCCAUGGAGUGUCCGCUGUGUUUGGAGCUGCUGGAGACGGACGACGCCCACUUCUUCCCCUGCACCUGCGGCUACCAGAUCUGUCGCUUCUGCUGGCACCGCAUCCGCACAGACGAGAACGGCCUCUGCCCCGCCUGCAGAAAGCCUUACCCAGAGAACCCAGCGGUCUACAACCCCCUGUCAGCGGAGGAGCUGCAGAGGAUAAAGAAUGAGAAGAAGGCCAAACAGGUGGAGAAGAAACAGAAGACGACAGAAAACAGGAAACACCUGGCCAGCGUCAGGGUGGUGCAGAGAAACCUGGUGUUUCUAGUGGGACUGUCACAGAGACUGGCCGACCCCGAG